AUGUAUUCCUUAAUUAAAAACCAAAACACUCAUAAUAAUAAUCAUAAUAAUAAAUUUACUAAGAUCAGUCUCACUCCUACUUCUUCUCCUACAAAAAAAUCAGUGAUACAAGAUGCUCUUCAAAACAAAGAAAUAAAUUAUUUUAACUUUAAUGAUGAUGAAAAUCUCAAUGAUGCUAUGAAGCAAAAUUUAAAGGAAAAGAGAUUUUUUAUGACCUAGAACUUCUCUAAAGUUAAAUUUUAGGCUAAGCAGUUCGAAUCUAAAUUUACUGGAAAAAGGGCUAAAUCUGAAGCAAAUAUUUUGAAAGACUUGUUAAAAGAAGAUUAAUAAGAAAAGAAGUCUCUUAAGAAAUAAGACUCAUAUAUGUUCUUAGAUAUGAUGCUUUAAAAUAACUUUAUUUAAGGAAACUUUAAAGAUUAUAUUGUUGGAUCUGCUGAAGAUUAGCCCUAUUUGCUCAAAUAAAAAUAAACAGAGUUUGCAAUUAGAAAUUACUCUAAUGAAUUACCAGUUUUGCCUAAACCAAUAAGUCUGGUAGACUAGCUUUAAAAGGAUAAAUAAAAAUCUUUCCGCAGCUAGAAUUUAUAGAUUAACAUAAAUGGCUACGGAUUAAGUGAUAUGCAUGCUCCUUUUUUAGUAAAAACAUUAAAACACAAGCCAGUAAAAUCAGUAGAAAUUGGUAAUAACAAUUUCAAGGACAAAGGCAUAGAGAUGAUUUUAUCUGAAUUGAUUAAUUAUGAGACCUAGUCUUUAGAUUUGUCUUUUAAUACCUUUACUUUUAGAAUCAUGGAUUCGUUUUAGAAUGUGCUAUCUUAAGAGUAUUCUCUCAAAGAUCUAAAUUUAGAAGGAAACAAGUUAGGAGAUGCUGCUAUUGAAAAAAUCUCUAAGUAUGCCUUACAUUUAGAAAUUUUAAAUGUAGCUAAUAAUUCGAUUACUAAUUAAGGUGCUAUAUACUUAAAUAGAAUGCUCAAAGGCUAAACCAGACUAAGAGAACUCAAGCUACAUUGGAAUAGAAUAAAUGGCAUUGGAGGUAAAUUAAUUGCUGAGGCACUUUACCACAAUGACUAUCUUAAGGUCUUAGAUAUUUCAUAUAAUUCCAUGGGAAUAGGUGAUCCAGAAUGCUCUGUCUAUUGGGCAAAAAUGCUUAGUAAGGACUCAAAAUGUGGUUUGAUACAUUUAGAUUUGUCUUAUAACAGAUUUGAUGAGGUGUCUUCUAAAAUUAUAUCAAAUGAGCUAAGAAAUAAUAACACAAUUUAUGGGUUACAUUACAAAGGUAAUAGUGGAGAAAUAGAUUGUCAAGGCUUCCUAGUGAAUAUUAACUCUUGCGAAUAAAAUUCAUUAAAGCAGGAAUAAGAGAUUCAGUCAACUUUUAGAAGGAUGAAAACAUCUAAUGAGAUAAAAGGUAAGUUUGGAGUGAUGGAGAAUUGCUGGAUAUGUGAAGGAUGGCAAGAAAAAGAGUUUCUUUGGAAUCCAAUUUUUUCUGGUCCUGUUGAGCUUCCUCCUGUUUUUAUUCACUUUAAUUUUGAUGGUUACAAACCACAUUAAAUGAAAUAUAUUAAUUUUAACGGAAGGAAGUAUUUUUCUCUUUUUUAGAUGGUUCCUCCUAAUACUAAAAUUUUAUAUUUCUUUACUGCAGCAGGCAACUAACUUCAUGCCAAAGAUUAAUAGUGGACUAUUUAAGAGGCAACAAUUACUAUACAAUUUGCUGAUAAAUCCAAAGAAUGCUUCUUAAAUAAAUUAAAUAUUUUAAGGUCAUCUGUGAGCAACUAACUUUACGAUAGCGAAUAUACCAUGUCUAUAGAUUGUAUCCCAAGAAAAUAAGAACUAGAAGCUUUUAUGCCUAAGUAGUAAUUACUUAAUUUCUAAUGGGACAUAUAGAAUUCAGUUUUCGAAGAUCGAGUCAAGAAUAUACGAGAUGAUAAUUUCUAUAAUUAAUGCUUUGAUUUUGAUUGGAAAUGGGGUGUUAGGCUAGCCAGAGUUGUUAAGGAGGUGGAUUAAUUGGAAAAACUAAGAGUUUAUCUUAAACCUCAUUACUAAAAACUUAUUAAACUUUAUAAAUAUUAUGCAUCAUAUUAGCCAAAUGGUGAGUUGUGGUGUUGGAACUAAUAGAUUUAUUAAGAUUUUGUUGUUGAAGCUGGUAUUGUUGAUGGAAGAUAUUUUAAAAUAAAAGAUAGUCUCUUAUGUUUCAUUAUGUCAAACAACUUAGCAGAAACUAAAACUCAUCCUCAAUUAUUUAAUGAAUAUCAGCUUAUGUUAAAUCCAGAAAAUUGUUUGAUUAGAUAUUAGAUGAUGGAAAUAUUUACUUUAAUAAGUAUUGAUAAAUAUAUAAAACCAGGGUUGUGUAAAACUCUAGUUGAUGCAGUAGAAACAUUGUUUAAGCAUGGACUUGGAAGUAUAAUAGAUAAUAUUCCAGACAGCUAGGAGUGGAGAGAUAAUAAAUUAUAUACUGAAAAAGUAGAUAGUAUAAUAAAAUUAUAUUACUAGCUCUUCCAGCAGUUAUUCAACAAAUACAGUAAAAGAAGAGAUCCUAAAGAUGUGAUGGGACUCUUUGAUUUUAAAUAAUUUUUAUCAGACUACAAAUUCAUAGAUCUUGAUGAAAAAUCUAUUAACAUUAUAUUUAACUCAAGUCUGCCUAUUUAAAUAGAUGAAUUAAACAAAUAAACUCAUAUGCAAAUGGAUCUAAUGUCCUUUAUAGAAGCAUUGGCAAGAAUUGCUGAUUAAUAUAGCUUUUUACCUUAUAAAUAAGAGUAAGAUAAUUUUUGGACGAAAGAGAAAUGCUAGGAAAAUCCAUUACAUAUUAAAUUUGAAUCUUUCAUAUAAAAAUUGAUAAAAAAUUCUAACAAUAUUAGCUUCUAAAAUGAAUUUGAUUAUUAAGAUAAUAGCAUGUUUUUAGAGGAUUUUGAAUCUAUUAAACAUGGAAAAUAAAUAUUAGAAAAAACUAGAAAAAUGAUACAAAAAAAAGUAGUAGGAACAAUAUCAACUAUCUUAAUGAUGAAAGGAAAAAAGGAUAAAGAAAAAACCUACAGUCUAACUAAUUAGGUUCCCUCUUCAUUUAACAUAGGAGCAGGGUAAUAAAAUUCUAAAGAUUAAAUAAUCAACCAAUAAUAAAGUGGUUCAUUUUUUAACAUCAAGCUUAAAAAUAUUUCUCAAGGAAUAAAUUAAGAUAGCAGCUCACAAAGGUUAAAUACAAAUGAAUAAGAUAAUUAAGAAAAAAGUGUUUAAGAUGAAUCAAAAUAAGAUAAUUAACAUAAACGUAAUUCAGAAGAUGCUUCAAUAUUUAGUUCUCGUUAAAAUAUCGAAGUAGAAUAAAUAAAAGAACAUCCUCCUUAAAAAAAAAGAAGCUUAAUAUAUAUUUAAACUAAAAACUUAAAAAGAGAAACAAGUUUAGGGAGCAGCAGAUAACCUCCUUCACCUGCAUAUAGUGGAAAUCAAAAAUUAGAAAAUAAUAGCAGUAUUAAGUUUAGUGCAAGAGAUUUAAGUGAUAUAAAAUCGAGUAGAAGAAGUGGUUCCAAUAAUAAUUUAGAGACAAAGUAAUAAGUAAAACAUAUAGAAUUUGAAACACCUAUCAGCAAAACUAUAUCAUUAAAUAGUACUCAAAUAAAUGAAAGUAUCCAGAAAAAACCUGUAUAGGAACCAAUAAUAAAAGUAAAUUUUAAUUCAAGAAGUAAAAUAUAAUCGAACUCCCCUUCAACUGCCGUUUCUUCACUAACUUCCAAAAGUAAUGCAACGAACAGAGUUAACUUUUUCCCUAAAAAAACAGCAUACGAUAUAAAUGAAAUCAAAAAGAGUGUGUUUACAUUAACUUAAUCUUAAUUAGAUUUAAAUACACCAAGUGUCUUAGUAACUCAGAAUUCUUACUUACAUAGCCCUAUAAAAGUUAUGAAUUAAAAUAAAAAUACUAUCAAAAGAAAAAGUCUUAACAAAAUAAUAUGA
Messenger RNA from Tetrahymena thermophila SB210, 3930 nucleotides. RefSeq lists its product as hypothetical. Lineage: Eukaryota; Ciliophora; Oligohymenophorea; Hymenostomatida; Tetrahymenidae. The transcript is spliced from 10 exons. Gene Ontology annotation, molecular function: protein binding. The record is from RefSeq and is a predicted model, not a curated record.